Messenger RNA from Eremothecium sinecaudum, 2376 nucleotides. RefSeq names its product bifunctional aminoimidazole ribotide synthase/glycinamide ribotide synthase (gene ADE57). Lineage: Eukaryota; Fungi; Ascomycota; Saccharomycetes; Saccharomycetales; Saccharomycetaceae. Bases 1 to 2376 code for a protein of 791 amino acids. Gene Ontology annotation, biological process: adenine biosynthetic process; 'de novo' IMP biosynthetic process. Gene Ontology annotation, molecular function: ATP binding; metal ion binding; phosphoribosylformylglycinamidine cyclo-ligase activity. The record is from RefSeq and is a predicted model, not a curated record. The transcript has a single exon. Gene Ontology annotation, cellular component: cytosol.
AUGUCUAUGAAUAUACUGAUUUUGGGUAACGGUGGUCGUGAACAUGCAUUAACCUGGAAACUAGCCCAGUCUGCUUCAGUAGCAAAAAUAUAUGUGGCACCAGGUAAUGGUGGUACUGCUUCUGUUGACGAAAAAGUUAUUAACGUUCCAUCACUGAGUCCUUCAAAAAGCCAAUUUGAGGAAUUGAAGAAGUUCGCUUUGGAGCACGAGAUUGCACUUGUGGUUCCCGGUCCAGAACAACCUUUGGUGGAUGGUAUAACCGAAGUUUUUAACAAGAUUGGUAUCCCAGUUUUCGGGCCAUCGCCUGCUGCCGCUGUGUUCGAAGGUUCGAAGACCUUUUCCAAGGACUUCAUGGCCAAGCACAACAUCCCCACUGCCCGUUAUGCUAACUUUUCUAACUACGAAGAGGCUCUUGAACACCUAAAGACAGUUGACUACAGGGUGGUCAUCAAAGCUGACGGUAUUGCCGCAGGUAAGGGUGUUUUGAUUCCAACCACUGAUGAAGAAGCCAAGGAAGCUUUGCAGACUAUUAUGGUCGAUAAGCAGUUUGGUUCAGCUGGUGACUCUGUUGUUAUUGAAGAAUUUUUGGAGGGUGAUGAGAUUUCUAUUUUAACUAUCUCUGACGGUUACUCCUACUUCAACUUGCCUCCUGCUCAGGACCACAAGAGAAUUGGUGAAAAUGAUACUGGAUUGAAUACUGGUGGUAUGGGAACUUACGCUCCAGCUCCUGCUGCCACUCCAAAACUGAUGUCCAUUAUAGAUGAACAGGUCAUUAAGCCUUCUAUUGACGGUAUGAGAAAAGACAGCCGUCCAUUUGUUGGUGUCCUCUUUACCGGUAUUGUGCUAACAAAAGACGGACCUAAGGUGUUAGAGUAUAAUGUAAGAUUUGGAGAUCCUGAAACCCAAUCUGUUUUACCUUUGUUAACAGAUGACACUGACUUGGCUCAAGUAUUCUUAGCUGCUGCUGAACACAGAUUAGACUCUGUAAAGAUUGGUAUCAAAGAAAACACAUUUGGAGCAACGGUUGUAUUAGCUGCUGGUGGUUAUCCUGAGUCUUACAGAAAAGGUGAUGUAAUUAAUUUAGACAUCUCAAAGUUACCUAAGGACAGCUAUAUUUUCCAUGCAGGUACCAAGUUAGAAAAUGGGGUGCUUUACACUGCUGGUGGUAGAGUAAUUGCUGCUUCUGCUGCUGCUUCUACUUUGAAGGGUGCUGUUGACAAGGCAUACGAGGCUGUUGAAUGCAUUAAAUUCAACGACAGGUACUUUAGAAGAGACAUUGCUCACCGGGCUUUUGCUAAGAAGGCUACUUCUGAAGCUCUCACAUAUGCAGAUGCCGGAGUCUCUAUUGAAAACGGUAACUUGCUUGUAGAAACGAUUAAGGCUAAAGUUAAGUCUACUAGAAGGCCUGGUGCCGAUUCUGAUAUUGGUGGUUUCGGUGGUUUGUUUGAUUUGGCAGCCGCUGGAUACAAUAAGGACGAAACAUUGCUAGUUGCCGCAACUGAUGGUGUGGGAACCAAGUUGAUGAUUGCACAAGAGACUAACAUUCAUGAUACAGUUGGUAUUGACUUGGUUGCAAUGAACGUCAACGAUUUGGUUGUUCAAGGUGCUGAACCACUGUUGUUCCUUGAUUACUUUGCUACUGGUGCAUUGGACAUUAAAACAGCAGCUGACUUUGUUUCUGGUGUUGCCGAUGGGUGUAUCCAAGCAGGUUGUGCCCUAGUUGGAGGUGAAACAUCUGAAAUGCCAGGUAUGUAUCCUCCAGGACACUACGACACCAAUGGUACAGCUGUUGGUGCUGUUACCAAGAAUGCCAUUCUACCAAAGAUUACAGCAAUGAGCAGUGGAGACGUACUAUUGGGGUUGGCCUCAAACGGCAUACACUCCAAUGGUUACUCUUUGGUCAGAAAGAUUGUAGAGCAUGUCAAUCUACCCUGGGAUGCUCCAUGUCCAUGGGACAAUUCUUUGACUUUAGGCCAAGGGGUUCUGAUCCCAACCAGAAUCUAUGUGAAACAACUACUGCCUUCAGUCAGAGAAAACCUAGUCUUGGGUUUAGCGCACAUUACCGGUGGUGGUCUUGUGGAGAAUGUCCCACGUGCAUUACCAAGUCAUCUACAGGCCAAGAUUGACAUCCAAACCUGGGAACUACCUGCUGUCUUCCAGUGGUUAGGCAAAGCCGGAAAUGUUCCAAUCGAAGACAUGUUGAAGACCUUCAACAUGGGUAUCGGUAUGGUUGCAAUUGUUAAGAAAGAGAAUGUUGCAAGAGCCAAGCAACUCAUGGAAGAGGCUGGUGAAACCGUUUACCAGAUUGGUACAUUGAUCGACAGACCCGCCAACGCGCCAGGCUGUGUUGUUGAGAAUGCUACCAAUCUUUAUUAA